Molecule: messenger RNA, 1915 nt
Organism: Sebastes umbrosus (honeycomb rockfish)
Lineage: Eukaryota; Metazoa; Chordata; Actinopteri; Perciformes; Sebastidae
Exons: 7
Coding region: 63-1175 (370 amino acids)
Molecular function (GO): protein binding
Source: RefSeq, a predicted model, not a curated record
AUCACAGUAAUUUUAUUCAACUUCUCUGUAGCCGUUUCAAUAAGUCUCCUCCGCGGGUGCUCAUGCUUGCAAGUGCUAACAAAGUUGUGACAGUCAGACUUAACGGGUCAAUAAAGAUCCGUGUGAGCGUGCUAUUUUGGAUGUACUCGUUUCGUGCGAACUUCCCAGGGUCGACUGGGUCAGUCUGCUAUCCUGCUGUGGAAUCACUGGACUUAGGAUGCCUCCUGCGGUGGGAUUGUCCCCAUGCCAGCCCUAAUACCACCUAUACCGUGCAGACAAAGAUACAGGGGGACCCCUGGCAGGACGUGCCGUGGUGCGUUUGGGUAUCAUCCCGCAGCUGUGACGUCUCGCAGGCCUUCUCAAACUUUGAGCUGUACAACAUGGUUCGUCUGGGCGUCCACCUCAGCCCCAUCUCCACCGUCUGGAUGAAGCCACGCAAGUUUGACUACAGUGACUUCACCUUCAGCCCUCCCUCUGUCUCAGCCUCUCUGGAAGACGACCAGCUGCUGGUGAAGGUGCAGUUCCCCUGUGCGGCCAACAGGAGGUGCUCUCUGGGGAGGUGCUGUCCCAUCUCUGAAAUGAUUGACCCCUGGACCACAGUGACUGUGUACAACGAGCUCAAUCACUCUGAGUACCAGAGCCGUACGGUUUGGACCCAGGAAGUGGUGUCCCAUGUAGAGUUCUCUGGUUUGGCUCCAGGUCAGAACUACUGUGCUGUGGCCAACUUCUCCUUCCCGACCUUCUCCAUGGCUGCUUCCCCAAAAUCUGCUCCUCAGUGUGUGGAAACUCUUUCCAAAUCAGUUCUGCUGCCUGCUUUGUGUCUGGGCAUCGGGCUGACUUCUCUGCUCCUUCUUCCACUUCUCACUGUGUUUCUGAGAAGACUGAGCCGAGCUGCACCAACCUCUGAAAAUCAACCCAAGCCUCCGGCGUCCGUUCAUGAUCCAGUCUCUUUGGUCCCCCUUUCUCCGGUCCCUGUCGACACUUGUGACAUCCACCUGGAAUUCACUGAUGACCAAAUCUCCGUCGAAUCCUCCUGUAACCAGGGCCAGACCUCGACACGCACCAGGGAUCCUCUCCAUUACCAUCCCAGCUCAGGUUCAGUGUACUGGGACAGCGGCUGGAAGGAGCUGGAGCGAGGCCCGGACUCUGGUAUCGGCAUCCCACUCGUCUUCUGAGGAGACAUGUGGGACAAAUGGAGACUGAAAGACUGAGCGCCAUCUUACAUUGCCCCGUCGGAGCUUUGCUGCCUCUUACCCGUGACCGACACCUCAUCCCGCCUCCUGCAUGAAACCAGGGAACAUCUUGACAACUCGCUUUUCUGCCUUCUGUUUUGCUGGUGUUGCAUUCUUUCCGCAACAUUGGGGAGCCUUCGGGGCAUUGUUUGUUUCCCGUUCCACUUUUUCCAGAGUCCACAGAGACCUGGGGGGUUAUCCAAAGCUCCACGUACAAGCCAGUGUGUAUGGCUUUUAUUAAUAAGCACGGUGCUUGUGGAGAGAUGAUUAAUGUAUGAAGCAAGAAAGCUGGCUUGUGUGAAUGAGCACCUGACUACACAACAGUGGAGCCGGUAGAUGUUUGUUUUUCUGCUAUUUGCAGUAAUAUUUCCAUGAAUAUCCAUUGAUGUGGAUUUAAUUCUGCUUGUCAUCUGGUUGUGUGUGUGUAUUGUGACAUGCACAUGUCUUGUGGAGUGAACUGCAGUGUGUUUCUGAGGUGGCCUUCUUUUAUAUUGAUGAUAGACAGAAUACUGUGUGUAUUUACUAAAGCUAAUAACAAAUCAUGUAAAGGUGUAUCGAGGUUAUCAAACCAUGGUUCUCUUAUGUUGAUAUGAGAUUAAAAACAAAUUUACCAGCUCAAUUAAUCAGUUAAAUCUUGAUCUAAAUGUCAUAUAAAUGCAAUUUGUUUAAAACUGUUAUUGCAC